GACACUCAUGGAGGCGUGGCUACGGAAUUGUCCGUGAUCCAUUGAAUCCGGGGGCUCAACGUUGGGGGAUCCGCUGAGAUUAGCCCCGCCCCCUGAGCGGCCGGCGGUGCGGAGGGACAGUGGGGCGAAGCGAUUAACCGGAGCGCAGAGCGGAUGAGGCGCCUUUCUAUGAAUGAGAUCCGGCAAGGGCAGAGCGGGUCAUGCUUUCUGCUGUGACACUUACCCACAAUGCUUUGCUGCUGCCUGAGACUCUGGGGUUUUCCCUUCAGGGGAAUUCUGCAUAGAGGGGCUUCCCUGGGGAGGGGAUGGCGGAAGGUUACACUACAAGCCCCAAGGGCCCCAAUACAAGCCCAAAGGGCCCCAAUACAAGCCCAAAGGGCCCCAAUACUAGCUCAUAGGGCCCCAAUACAAGCCCCAAGGGCCCCAAUACAAGCCCAAAAGGCCCCAAUACAAGCCCAAAGGGCCCCAAUACAAGCCCAAAGGGCCCCAAUACUAGCUCAUAGGGCCCCAAUACAAGCCCCAAGGGCCCCAAUACAAGCCCAUAGGGCCCCAAUACUAGCCAUCACCAGGGUGGCCCUGAUAGGCUGGGCUGUCAGAGAGGCGACUGUAUCUGCCCAAUCAGAAGCAGCCGGGCCCCUGAGACAGGAGCAAGGGCCACAGCCAAUCCCCAGACAGGGACCACCGGGGGCCCUAACCAGGAUUAUAUUCAUUCUCCGUAUGGGGGUGCGCUCUGGGGUGCUUUUCCUCAAGUUUGGGCCCCUGCUCCUGCUGUACCCCCUCACGUUUGUCUCCGCCGGACUCGCAUCUUUGUGGCUGCGGCUUUUGUUAAAGGCCACCGAGACGUCGGGACCGGCCUGCAUCAAACUGGGCCAGUGGGCUAGCACUCGGCGAGACCUUUUCUCCGAAGACUUCUGCAACUUGUUUUCUAAGCUUCACGUUAAGGUGACCCCCCACCCAUGGGAGUACACGGAGCGCUGCUUGCACAGAGCCUUUGGCACCCACUGGAACCGGGUGCUGAGGUUUCACAGCAGAGAGCCCGUGGGGUCCGGCUGCGUGGCCCAGGUAUAUAAAGCCCACGCUGACCUGUCUACUAUUGGUCAGUUUGACCCCCAGGCUUUGACUGACAGCUAUGACCAAGAGAUGACUGGUUACGAGGCCUGGGAGGUGCCAGGGCUGACGGGUAUCCUUGGGUAUCUCUGGGAGUGGAGAAAGAAAGUAGUUCCUUCUGACAGAUCUGGGAGGGCAUCAGAUCAACAGCAACAUCCACAGGAAUCCACUUUGUACCCCGACGGGUCCGACACCCAACAACUCAUUCCUGUGGCUGUAAAAGUCCUACACCCCGGCCUUACCCAGCACGUACGGAUGGACAUUCUCCUCAUGAAGACCUGGAGCCGACUGAUUGGCUGGAUCCCUGGAUUCCGGUGGCUGAGCCUGACGGAGAUGGUGGAGGAGUUUGAGAAGCUGAUGACCCACCAAAUUGACCUGCGGUCCGAAGCCCGGAAUUUGGAGCUGUUCCGGCAAAAGUUCGACAAGGUGGAUUUUAUACGGUUUCCCACCCCCCUCCGGCCGCUUGUCACCCGCAACAUCUUGGUCGAGACCUUCGAGGACGGGGAACCGGUGUCCCUGUACCUGCGAGAGCCGGACGCUGCCCCAAUAAAACAACGGAUCGCUGGCAUGGGGGUAGACAUGUUACUGAAAAUGAUAUUUACAGAUAAUUUCGUCCACGCUGACCUGCACCCCGGGAAUAUACUAGUGCAAGGGGUUCACCAAUACGCCACCGGUGCCGCCGACCAGACCACCCUGGUGGAUAUGUGCGACACGCUUAUUGUAGACGUGCGCCCGGUCCGCUGCCCGCUCCGGCUGGUGGUGCUCGAUGCUGGCAUCGUGGCCCAACUGCAGGAGAAGGACCUGCAGAACCUGAGGGCUGUAUUCACAGCGGUACUGCUGGGGCAGGGCGAGACAGUAGCGGAACUGAUCUUACACCACGCCAGAGCCAAUCAGUGCACAGACGUAGAGGGAUAUAAGAAGGACAUGGCGGAGCUGGUGACAGAGGCCCGGAAGACGACAGUCGCGUUGGGAAAGUUGCAAGUGGCGGUGCUGCUGUCUCGUGUUUUCCAGAUCCUAAUGACGUAUAAGGUUAAGCUGGAGAGCAACUUUGCCUCCGUCAUAUUUGCCGUUAUGGUUCUGGAAGGACUUGGUCGGUCUCUGGAUCCGGAGGUGGACAUUCUGGAGGCAGCACGGCCUCUCCUGUUGAAGAACGCUGCUUCCUUGCUGACCUAGAGCCCAGCCGUGAAACCUAUGGAGAUGUCCUAUCACGGGAUGGAGGCCACGUCUCAGAAUGGGAAAGACAGACAUCGGUGGGAAGAGACCAAACUAAAUGUGGUACCGAGGAUGGAGGUUUUGGCUUCUGGUUCCGGGACGUCGUUGCUACGGGUAUAUGCUCCGGUGCUCCUACUAUUGGUUUGGCUUCGGUUCCCACCUGUGAAGAUUAUGGGGAACCAACCACUUGACUUCCUUGCAAGAAAAGUUCUAGAGUUCUACAAUCCUGUUCAUGAAGAACAGAAAUGUCCUAUGUGCGAAAGCAAAUAUUCAAUGAUUUAUUACCCUGAGAACAGGGUAAACCCCCCCCCCCUGGAUUCCAAAUGGUAUGGUCCACCAGAGACAAGUUAAAGGAGAAGUUCACCUUCACGCUUGUUUUAGUGUUUACACUUCUUUGUGGUCGGUAAUUUCCUUUCUUCCUACAUCUGCCUGGACUUCCAGCCGUGACUUCCUGAAGGGGUUGACCCACGGGGAGGGCAACUGCUGGCAUUUUGGGUGGCCAUGAUAAAAUGGAUCUUUUAUACAAGGGAUCUGGUCGUCCUUGAGGAGGAGGAGGGUCCCCCCUUUGUGCCAAUAUGGGGUGCUGAUGCCUGAAGCACCACAAGGCCUGGAGGAGAACAAAUCACCAAACAGGAUGGAAUGGGAGUACCAAUAUGGCGGCUACUGGCACAGGAAACCCAGUGAGCGCAAUGUGGGAGGGGCCUUAGGUUAUCACAUAUUGAUGGGAAGUCUGGAAUCCAGAAUCAAUCAGAACCCUUCUACUCCCACGUCCUUAUUGUCACUUUUGUGCCCCCCACUAGUCUGACCGAGAAAAGGGAAUGUUAAAUGUAUGACAUAGAGAGUGAUAUUCUGAGACAAUUUGCAAUUGGUCUUCAUUUUUUAUUAUUUGUAGUUUUUUUUUUA
Molecule: messenger RNA, 3222 nt
Organism: Xenopus tropicalis (tropical clawed frog)
Lineage: Eukaryota; Metazoa; Chordata; Amphibia; Anura; Pipidae
Gene: adck2
Product: aarF domain containing kinase 2
Exons: 8
Coding region: 229-2280 (683 amino acids)
Source: RefSeq, a predicted model, not a curated record